AUGGACCGAACGACGGCCUCAGGGCCGGAUCUCUACCUGAUUGCCGAUCAGGAUACUGUCUACGAACAGGAUCUCCUUCGCAGUCCCGGUAGCAUCAAGCCAUGGCUUGCCUAUAUCGAAUAUAAACAGCAACAUGGCACGCUCUACGAGCAAGCCUUUGUCAUGGAGCGGGCGUGCAGAGAAUUGCCGAGAUCUUACAAGCUAUGGAAGAUGUACCUCGAAUUUCGAACACACCACCUAAAGGGCCGCAACGCGACUGUUUAUCGGGCCGAAUACCAGAAAGUCAACGCGCUCUUCGAGCGUGCUCUCAUCCUGCUCAAUAAGAUGCCGCGGAUAUGGGAAAUGUACCUCUCCUUCCUGCUCCAGCAGCCUCUUGUCACGCAAACUCGACGGACGUUCGAUCGUGCGCUGCGAGCUCUGCCAAUCACACAACACAAUCGGAUUUGGAAGCUCUACAAGAUUUUCGCGCGUUCCGCGUCAGGCCAGACAGCUGUGAAGAUCUGGGCUCGGUACAUGCAGAUUCACCCUGAGAAUGCCGAGGAGUACAUUCAAUUGCUCGUCGAUAUGGGCCAAUACACGGAGGCCGUGAAGCGGUACAUGGAGAUCCUCGACAACCCCCGUUUCCAGUCCAAGGAAGGAAAGAGUAACUUUCAGCUGUGGACCGAGAUGGUUGACUUGUUGGUAUCAAAGGCGAAGCAGAUCGAGACUGGCCCUCAGGUAGGAAUUGAUGUCGACGCCAUUUUGCGCAGCGGCAUUGAUCGGUUUGCCGACCAGAGGGGCAAGCUGUGGGCUGGCUUGGCCACGUACUGGAUCACCAGAGGCAAUUUCGAAAAAGCUAGAGAUGUCUUUGAGGAAGGUAUCACGACGGUCAUGACAGUCAGAGACUUUACCCUGAUCUUUGAUUCUUAUGUCGAAUUCGAGGAGUCUAUUAUCGGAAGCUUGAUGGAGUCAGCAGCAACCCGAACUGACAAGGGACAAAGUGACGAGGAAGCCGACUUCGACCUUGAUCUGCGGAUGAUGCGAUUUGAGCAACUGAUGGACCGACGACCGUUCCUUGUUAACGAUGUGCUGCUCAGGCAGAACCCCAACAAUGUCAUCGAGUGGGAGAAGAGAGUGGCCCUCUGGGGAGACAACAAACACGAAGUCGUGCAAACAUACACAGCAGCUAUUGCAGCUAUCAACCCCAAGAAGGCCCAUGGCAAAUUCUCCGAACUUUGGGUCAACUAUGCCAAAUUCUACGAGAAUGGAGGCGACCUGGACACAGCUAGAGUCAUCUUUGAGAAGGCUGUCAAGGUUCCUUUCAAAUCAGUGGCUGAACUGGCCGAGACAUGGUGCGAGUGGGCGGAAAUGGAACUCCGGAGCGAGAACUUCGACAAGGCCGUGGAGAUCAUGGCGAAGGCAACGCAAGCACCGAAGAAAUCGACUGUUGACUAUUUCGACGAGAACCUGUCACCUCAGCAACGUGUGCACAAGAGCUGGAAGUUGUGGAGUUUCUAUGUCGAUCUGGUCGAAAGUGUGUCUUCCCUGGAGGAGACCAAGAAGGUGUACGAAAGGAUUUUCGAACUGCGCAUUGCUACCCCUCAAACCGUCGUCAACUACGCCAAUCUCCUGGAAGAGAACAAAUACUUCGAAGAUUCCUUCAAGGUCUACGAGCGUGGAUUGGAUCUCUUCAGUUACCCUGUUGCAUUCGAGCUGUGGAAUCUCUACCUGACCAAGGCCGUUGACCGGAAGAUUGGAAUUGAGCGACUCCGCGACCUGUUCGAACAGGCCUUGGACGGAUGUCCUCCCAAAUUUGCCAAACCUCUCUACUUGAUGUACGGCAACCUGGAAGAGGAGCGCGGUCUGGCCAGACAUGCCAUGAGAAUUUACGAGCGUGCUACCCGCGCCGUCUCAGACGAGGACAGAUUCGAGAUGUUCGAGUUCUACAUCACGAAGUCGGCUUCAAACUUCGGAUUAACUUCCACGAGACCCAUCUACGAACGGGCCAUUGCAGCCUUGCCCGACCAAGAAGCGAAGGAAAUGUGCCUCAAGUUUGCAGAAAUGGAGCGGAGACUCGGAGAAAUCGACCGGGCCCGUGCGAUCUAUGGACACGCGUCUCAGUUCUGCGAUCCCCGUACCAAUGCGCCCUUCUGGCAGAAAUGGGAGGCAUUCGAAGUCCAGCAUGGAAACGAGGACACCUUUAAGGAGAUGCUUCGUAUCAAGCGCAGUGUUCAAGCACAGUACAACACCGAUGUCAACUUCAUCGCUUCCCAGGCGAUUGCCCGCAGUCAACAGCGGACCCAAGACGGCGGCAAAGAAAACGAGCAAGAUGGCGAGGAUGCGGCGGCGGAGCGUGCAGACGCAAUGGCAGCAUUGGAGCGACAGGCUCGUGCCCCCGUGGGCUUUGUCGCCGCCAGCACCGGACCAGAAGGUGGCAAUCGGUCACCUCCAGCUGGCCAGGAACAGCAGCCUUCGGCUGCUCCAGUCAACCCGGAUGCGAUAGACCUCGAUGACGACAUGGAUGCUGACUAG
This is a messenger RNA of Aspergillus tubingensis, 2511 nucleotides long. Its product is annotated as mRNA splicing protein SYF1. Gene Ontology annotation, cellular component: post-mRNA release spliceosomal complex; Prp19 complex; U2-type catalytic step 2 spliceosome. Lineage: Eukaryota; Fungi; Ascomycota; Eurotiomycetes; Eurotiales; Aspergillaceae. Gene Ontology annotation, biological process: mRNA splicing, via spliceosome; generation of catalytic spliceosome for first transesterification step. The record is from RefSeq and is a predicted model, not a curated record. Gene Ontology annotation, molecular function: protein binding. The coding region runs from base 1 to 2511 and encodes 836 amino acids. The transcript has 5 exons.